Messenger RNA from Porites lobata, 23159 nucleotides. The record is from the annotation of a GenBank genome assembly. Lineage: Eukaryota; Metazoa; Cnidaria; Anthozoa; Scleractinia; Poritidae.
AUGAACAGGAGUGAAGCGAGAAAAAAACCUCCCAUGUAAGUUAAAUUUUAGCCCAUUAUAACUUUAAUAGUUUACAACUAUUAGUUUCCUAGCCACCAGUGUGUAGCCACUCAGUCAGAACUGAAGGGAAACUGAUGUAUACGAGAAUCAUUAGAAGUAAGCUUAAAUGUUAAAGGACAGUACAAACAAUACAAUUUAAAGUCUGCUAGCUGUUUGCACUGUAACCCUGAUAGGAACUGCCAUUUACAUCAUACUAAUGACUAAUAAUUUAUUUGCAGCUACAUUUCUACAAAUCAAUGUUCUAGUUAGAGCUACUAUAGACCUAUUCACUGUUUUUUCAACUUUUGACAUGCACAAGUUAGGGAAAAUCUGUCAACACCAUUGAAAAGAGCACCUUAAGAUUAGUAAAAUUGCUAUAUUUGAAAGUGAUACGUCUAAAGCUUCCCAAGUUGUGAAAAAUUAAUUUUACAGAAAUUUGUAUAGUGGGGGGCAAGUUUGGGCCCCCCACCAUACAAAUUUCUGUAAAAUUAUGCAACCUUGAGGAGCUAUAUCUUCAUUAGUUUUCAAUAAAUCCCCUUCAAACCAGUGCCGAAAGUUGAAAAAAAAAAAAAAAACGGGAAAAGGUCUUUUAAUGGAAUCUCAGACUUAAAAAUAUGUUUUUGAUUAUAAUUUGCAUUAUGGCAAGUAGUACAGCUUACUAGAACCUAAUGUAGUCAGCAAAAUAAAAUAGUGGGAAUGGGAAUGAGUGAAGUUAGUCCAAGGUGAUCAAUAUGUACCUUACAAGUGAUUGAAUGAAAUUGGAUGACUGACUGUGUAAGCAAGAGUCCAUGAGAAUGAUUAUAGACUGAACUAGCCAAUUUGUGAUAACAUAAGAUCUUUUGAGUGUCUUUUUUUGCUAUACUUGGCAUUAGUGCCGCUUUACAACAAAAUUUAGUCAUAAAUAUGGUUUGCCUGCAACUGCCAAAAUAAUUAAUUAUGAACAUCUUACUGUGAUGUCCUAGAUUAUCUGAAUAAUGUCUGACACACUAGACAGCUUCCAGUUGUGUCACAGACAGGAAUGGGAGCUGUUGAUUGUUUUUCAAGACACCUAUUCACGAUUCAUUGUUGGUAUACUGAUAUAUUACCAUUCACCUUCACCUGUAUUAUUAUAUGGCUGAGUCUGUUUUUGCCAUGCAAUUGGUCAAUUUGCGGUCCGUAACUUGCUAUACGGACCAAAAUUUUUAAAGAAAAUGCUCAUUUCAGAGCUCUAAAUCUCUUUACCGCGGAAAAAGGUUUAAAUAGAGCUAUAUAUAGGACGCCUGUCAACCUUGAGGACUUGGAUGCUGACUUUGGCCUUCAACAUUUUAAACUGUGUUUAUUUGUGAAUGAAGGCGAUGAAGAAACUAACUCGUAAUCUUAUCGACGAGGAUUCUAGUCAGUGUUUGAAAAUUUUAUCGUAGUACACAGUUAAGAAGACGAAAAUCGACUGGCGGAGAUUCGAGUUGUUUUGCCUAAGAGAAAAUGAGUAAUUCCUUCAACAAAUAUGAUAACAAACAUACCUGCACCCGAUCAUCUUGACAAGCUUCUUUGCCCUUUGCAGUGUUUUUUCAAAGACCGACGAUAGAAAGAUGGAAGCGAGUUCGAGCCAGACACAAUAAUGUCCAGUUUUCAAAAGACUCCAGCGUCACAGACAGUGUCCGGUUUCCAGAAUACUCGGACGUUACAUUAAAGAGCUAAAACUUACAGUGCUCUUAGUUUUGACCAAAUAAACUUUUUCAACAAAGUGAAUUUGUUUUUACUUUCUCGGAAAGCCUUAAUAUGUGCUAUUGUUUUCGUGCGCCAAUUAAAACUUUCUUUUUUGACGCCUGUCAAAUCAUGACUGUCAAAUCGUGCAUCCUGCACUUGUUUCCGGUCCCCCAAACAGGAAGAAGCCAUAUAAUAAACAUCUUAUUAGCCUCGUUUUUUCGGUCCGUACUGUAAAUUAUGGAUCCUCGUUUUUUUCCAAAUCGAUGGAAAAAAACUCGGUCCGUAAUUUACAGUACAGACCAAAAACUCGGCUAAUAAGAGGUAUGUAUAGGCCACCAAUAAGGUUAAUCACAGGAUACAUUGAUGCUUUUUUGGAACCCUUAGCUCCCAUGAGUAGCUUAUUUGCUUUGUAUGAGCUGCUUAUUGGCUCAACCAACUUUGGCACAAAAUAAUAUAUUGUCAGUUUGAACCUUUAAAAAAGUAUUCUACACUCAGACACAGUAACAUAUAGAUUUAGCCAGGGCUACUAGCAGUAGCUGUUGGCUAGGAAGUGCAGGCAAAACCACUUUCAUAUGAAUGUGAAUGCCCUUUAGUUAAAGUGUCAAAAAAAGCAUGAUAACUGGAUUGAACAACACAGUAAACAAGACUCAUAUGUAAUUCAACCAUUUUAUUCGCAAUUUCUUAGAUAAAUUUAGCCUGCGAAGACUGUGGAUAGUAAUUAAGGAGAAAGGAUCAACGUUUGUUUUCGCCAGCAAAGAUACAUUGAAACAGUAAUGCAUGUAUACAGACAUGCAUGAAGUCUUAUAAUAUUACUCAAUUGAAUAUUUCAAUCUGUGUUCAAUGACCAAACGCCGUUGAUACGAAAUAGAAAAAUUACCACUGGAGUUUAAAGCUUAUUGAGGCUUUCGGAUGACAAGUGAUGUACGUGCUGGAGAACAUAUAAAAGUAUAAACACCAUGCACUUUUUUCACACUGUAGUGAAACCUGAAUAAACGUAACUGACAUCAAUUUCCAGAGACUAGCACUCGUAUCUUACCAAAAACUUGUCCUGCACUCAGCUGAAAUAAGGCUCUAAUUUCAUUUUCCCAUGUACAUGUAAAUAGAUUCCAUUCUGGCAAGCGAAUUGAAAAGUCUCCCAUUUAGUAUGUUACUUGGUGUACCUGAAUUAUGAGUGCUUGCGAAUAGAAUGUAAUAAUGAUUGUUGCAUCACUUGCAUUUGCAUUCAUGUGAUUUCCGUGAUUUUACUAGAUACUAGAUGGACCUUAAACUCAUCACCAGGGCCCUCGAUCGAGGCCACACUUUGAAUGCAUAUUAGUCUGUACAACACUGGAAUCUGAACAAAUCAAGAAAAAUCUCGCUAUACAGUUAAUAAAGUGCUGCUGACCAAGAAUAGAUGACAGGCUCCUUUUUGUCGCCUGCAAAAAGCGUAGCUCUAGUUAAUAAAUGUAUAAUUAUUCAAACAAAUUUAUAAACUUGUAAUCCACAAAUCGGUUAUCGGUAGCUGAGGAGAUCCAAAUGACGUUUAAGAGUAAGGUCUGGGUGACUAAGAGAGAAAAUAAUUUGCAAACAGUACAAGAAUGAAGCAACAUCUAAAAUCUUCCAUCGAGUUAAUAAUCUUAUUUGUACACCUAAUAAAUAGAAAUCGCCUUUGGCCACAGCAGAUUUGGAGUGGAAAACAAAUCUUGCAGGAUUUCCUGCCAUGAAAAGAGCAUGUUGCACAAAAUAACCUCGCACGAUUUAUAACAUACUCCUUCCCCCCAAUCGGCUGACACCUGAUUCCCUUCCCUCCCCUGCAAAGAGUGUACGGGUGUAUGCUACGUCAUUACCAAAUUUUCUUGGAUAAAUAGUUUAGUUUAAUUGUCUUACCCAUGGUGCUCUGCUGCGCGUGCAAAGCACGUGCAAGAGCUCUGCUAUAAAUGGAUAUUUACAGUUGAAGAAGUCACUACUGUAAAUGCUCCAAUGACAGUGGCUCCUAAACGAGUCCUCUCCUUUGAACUUGUACUAUAGAUCACCCUUGAAAUCUAAAUCCCAAUCUUGCCUGCCCCAAAAAGAAGAAAGUGAGGAACUUUAUAAAUAAAAUUGUGCACACUGUAUCUGAUGUUUCGAUUGGGUUGGUGAAAGCAAAGGGUAAAGCAUUGAACUACACAGCCACUCAAAAUUGUGUCUCUGCACCAUAUGAUGCUACAUUUUCUUAUUUUAAUAUUGCAGUUUUGUUUACUUGAAAUUGAAGCAAUGUCAUAUGUUUAGAGGCUGAAAAUUGAAGGACAAAUUAAUUUGUAAGCCCUGCGUGCACUACCCUAUGAAGUAAAAAUGAGUCAUUGCCAAUUUUAGACAUUUAAGUACAACUUGCCUGUUAUUAAGUCCAUGGUUGCAUUGGUAAGUACAUUUUCUUUAGUAACACUUUAUGAGUUAAAGGCUUCUUCAAUAAUAGUGAUUUCUUUUUCAUUUUCAGGAAACCUGGAGUGGGAGCUGCCAGUAUAAACAUGAAUGUGAGCCGCAAAAGCAGCCACAGUUUUGGCAGCAGAAGUAUCAGAACAAUUGGUGGAGGUUCCAGGAAUAAUCUUUUCAACUCUUCAAGCCGCAAGAGUGUUGCAAUUGAGUCCAGCAGGGCAGAAAAAACACAGAUGAAACCUCCAGUCCAGGUGUUGUGCCAGGUUUUCCUUUGAAUUGUUGUUUACAGGGUUUUCAAGGAUUUGUGCUAGUGGUUUAUCUGCUUUUUGGUUGCUGCUAUUACUUUCAAGCUUCCAAAGGGAAGGGUGGAGUUUGUGGCCACUUGUUAGGUUUAAGUAUUAACAAUAUGGUAGCCAUGCUUCAAUCAUUACACCGUAUGUUUAUAAGGACAGUUUGGUUGUGAUUGAAACCAUUUAAUGGCUUUGAUUCAGUUGUUCUUUGACUGACUUGCACUUUUCAACAGUAAAAUCUGGAGCCAUCAUCUGGGCCAAAAGUCAUUGCUUUACAUAGUGAAUGAAUUAAGCUAAUUAUGAAGUGCUAUUAUACAUUUAAUUUUUUUUUGUGGCAGGUUUUUGAUGACAUGGGACAAGAUGUCACUCCCAGAAGCCUGCUUCAAAUUGAUCCUACUGUGAAGUAAGGCUUGACUGCUUCAGCAUGCGAAAAAAUCUCAAGGAUUAUGAUUAAAAAUACUCAUACUGAUUGAGAGAAAACUGUUGCAUGGUGAUGUGAUGGGGAUUACAUCACAACAAAAGGGUUUUUUUAUAACCUACAGUACUUCUUUUUACAGUUUCUUGCAAUAAUAAUGCUGAAAACAGCCCCCUUGAAAGUGAUGUUUCACUGGAAAUAACACAUGAUUUUUUAAUUUCUGCUUUUAAUUCUGUCAAUAUCCCAAAAGUGUGUAACAUUGCCUCGUUGAAAGUAGCAUUAUUUCCUCAAGCAUACUGUAGAUUAAUAUGAACAGAAAUGCUUGGCAGUAGUCAGUAAUAUAAUUUGUUUGACCUUGCUUACAUGUGAUUCAGUAGUCCAUAAACAAAAAUAAGUUGUUAAGGAUGUAUAAAGCUAAUAAAAAGUUAAUUGCUAUACAUUGUCAUUCAUUAUGCAUACAAAAAUAUCAUCAAAUGUAUAGAAAAGACCAAACCCCAAGUUCUUUUGUUUUUGUGCUUUUCAGAUAGCCAGUGUUUACUUUUUUGUUGAGACUAUACACAUAUCUUGUCUUUUCUACAGGAGAAACCAAAGUAAUACUUUCUUCACUGGUGGAGAGUCCAUUGCAACGGUAUUGAAAGUUUUUUGUUGUAAUAAUCAUUCUUCAUAAAUUUGAAUAAAAACAAAUAAAUAAACAUUACUGACUUUCCCCACUCGCAGCCAGUGGCUGAAUUUCAGUGGAACCUGAGGGAGGUGAGAGGGCAUGUCAGCAUGUAAAUGUGUGCUAUGCUGCCGCUUCAGUCUGUGUUUGAUUUCAUACAAGACACUGGGAUCGACAGUGUGUAUGUCCCAUACUCAGUUUCAAACGUUACAAUGUCAAGGGUUUUUUUACCACUGUACGUUCCCCAAACCCAACUGUUGUUUAAGGAUGAAGGACUGGACAGAGCCAAAGGCUAAUGUCACCAUCCAUCGACCUGAUCACCUGACCUGAGAAAGGGUGUUCAGUCACAGCUAUAAUAAUUAUUAUUCAUAAUCUAGUCAACUAGCUUUUUAAGGACCGUCAGUUAAUUGGUCCAGCAGGGGUUUGAACUCACACCCCCCUUCUCAGCAAAAUCAACACUCUUCCAACUGAACUAACUUAGGUUACAAGGCAUAAAAAGGCAUAAAGGUAAAAGGCAUAAAAAGAUGGAGAUAAUACAGUCAUUGUCAUACUCUUGAACUCCCUACACGUUUUAAUUAAUAAACCUAAAGCCUGAGAAAAGGUACCUCUUUUGGGUGGAGUCGCCCCAUAUAGGACAUCAUGGGGACUAACUCUCCCAGGUCAAACAUUUACAUGUAACGCCAACCACUGCACAGGUGAUUCAUAUAGCCACAAUCAAGGAAGAGCUGUUUCCAUUUAAUCGUGGGGAUCGCUGAGGUUUCAUUUUCAGUGACCCUCAUGAUCAUGAUAAUUGAAACCACAGGAAGCCUUUGGAACAGGGGUUCAAACUGUAACUUUAUUUUGUGUUUUUGUGGUAGCCUUCUGUUGCCUCUGAAAUGACUGGUCAAUCAUUUUAUGCUGCCAGCAGCGCUAGUAUGUAUGGAGGAUUUUCUCGAUCAGUGUUUGGCUCUGUAUCUGGAAGAUCUUCUCCUGAAUCUGUCAGUGAGGAUCUUGCAGAACCAAGCUCUGGAUAUCGUGACAAAUUUGCUGCAUCACUUGGAGGUAAUUAUGUAAAAUUAAUAAUAUAAGAAGAAAAUUUGUUAUGAUUGACUAUUUAGAUUUGAAGUACUAUUAACCUAACCUCUCCGAGAUAUAAUCGCCACACUGAAGGAGGAAGAACUUUUAUCAUCACGACCGUGCAAAGCAUACGUGAAAAGUUUAGCAUUGUCUUUAAGACAAAGAGACUCGGUAAAUUCUUUUAAACAAUCGUUGUGGAAUAAAUUUUUCACUCAACAGCAGACUCUUGCUCAUAUUCUUAUUUAACUUGUUCAAUAAGUUUAGACCAGAUUAUACAGCUUAUCUUCUAUUUUUUUAUAUAGUUCAGUAGUAUCUAUAGUAUUUAGAUUUUUAGAUUAUUUAGUUGUAUCCUGUAUUUUAUAUAGUUUAGUGUUAUCUAUUUAAUUGUUUCUUUCAUUAUUUUUUUAAUUUGUUAUUUUAGAAGGCCAAAAGUGUAUUUUAAGCUUUGUCUAUUUAGAGUCAACCCACAUUAAACAAAGUCUGUCUUAUCUUAUCUUAUGUGUGCAGAUAAAGUUAACAUACGAAUAGCUUGGAUGGGGAUCAUGAAUUUAUUUGACAACACCUUUUGUUCAAACAUACUGUAUAGGAGAUAUUAUAUUGACUUCCUAUCUGUCGAUCAUUUGUGUGUUGUUAGUAUAAUAUGCCCUUCAGAAUCUGAACUUUAGCUUUGUAGACAACUGCUGAGUAAAACUUAGAAUUUACCAAUCGCAACAUUACUUUCAGUUUUCUUGCUGUAAGAGACAUUCCCGCCGGUGGGAAUAGAAUUAAUAUUUUUUAAUAGUUUUAUUGUUUUCACCAAUGAAUUUCUCAAAAAUCAUCUUGGCGAUCUGUAGAUAUUCAGACACGUCCCACGCUGGUUAGAGAAGAGCUUACGGAAGCAGAUCUUGAUAAAAUGGUAUGAAAAUUAUACUUUAAUUCUUUUUUGUUAGUGAUCGGUUUCAACUCCUUAGUUUUCGUUCGGCCGACUACGAAGCAUCCAGCUACACGCGAGAAAAAACCUCUCGUAUCCAGGGUAAUAAUUUGGUUGAUUGAGUCAGUGAGGAGUUGUGGGUCACUACACGCCUUUUGAAUAAGUUGGUCACGUGAUCAACUUUCGGUAAAAGUGAAAACAGGAGUAGUGAAUGAAAACAGAAAAAACAAACUGAAAACAGUUUGCUUUUGAAAAAAUUUGUUAGACGAGCUGAAAGAGCAUAUUAAAAUAGGGUAGCCUGUAAAUUUUCAGCCGUAUUUGUAUGACAAAAACAACUCUUGCCACCUAGUCACGCUUGAAUGGUUUUCCAUACAAAUCCUUGCAAAUCUUGAAAUUUUCAAACUGUCGUGAAAUAUUUCCUUAAGCAUUACGGGGCUCAAAUCUCCUUUUAAUUCAUAAAAGGCCCUUUGAGCCCUUAAAUGUGUAAGAGAAAGAUUUAACGACAGUUUAAAAUUUUCAGAUUUACAAGUAGUUGUAUGGAAAACCACUGAAACGUGACUGGCUGAGUUGUUUUUCUCAUACAGAUCCUUCUAAUUUGAUCGAAUUUAACGCCCCGACGGGCAAAUAAUACUUUGAUUUGCAUGUGGUACCGAAGUCGCUUUAGACGCACAGCAAGCUAGAGUCGGCAGUUACCUCCAAAUAGAAAAAUGGAAGCAAUUUUUCGUGGCACUUUAUUCACUACUCCUGAAUGUAUAGAGAAAAAAAAUAUGUCGAUGAAGGAGGAUUUAUACCUCCAUUUAUUGGCGAAUCGGCAAAGAGCUGCCAAACACAUAUAAAAUCUCUCGUCUUCGUCGAGAUUCAUUACUAAAACGUUUUGGAUCGAGACCUUGAUGAUGCCUCCACAUCUGGAGAAUGAAAAAGCGUCCACGUACGUUUUAAGUGAUGCCCUCACUCAGGAGUGAAUACCCAGGAUAAUAAGAAAACCAAUCGUGAUAAUUAUUACUCUGCUUAGGUACACCUUUCACUGUGUGAGACAGAGACCAUUUGGUUGCUGGACUUUCCUGGAACAUGUGUUGCUGAAGAUAGUGAGAUUGCUGACGGGAUAAAGGAAAAGAACCAAAGAUAUGACGAGGUAUGUUUAGUAAAUCAGUUAUGAAAAAUGGGGGAAAAUCUGACUUUCUCUUGCGAAAAACUCCGACUUUUCAUUUGCAUCUGACACUUUUAUCUUUUGAGUAGCUUACACACAUUUUAUACCUCAUGAAAACCCAUCACUCGAUGACUUAAUUAGACUGAAAUUCACAAUAUUUGCACUAAAAUUGGUGAUAACAAUUACAUAAACAAUACCUUUUGGUCUAGAGAUUUGGAUUGUACACCUACAGUACGGCAAAACAUCUUUUCAAAUCGUUAGUCUGCCUUUUUAGAAACUUGUUGAACAUCACAACGUAUCUUUACAAAGAAUCAGCUGCCACAGUUGUAUAAGCUUGUGUAACUUCUAAAUUGGAUUACUGUAACUCUAUUUUUGCGUUCGAGGUACGAGAACGCAACCCCUAAUUUGUGUUGGGUGUUCUGUGCGUUAUUGGGUGUCCUGUGCAAAGCUCGCUUUAUAACUGGUGCUUGCUCGUAAGUUUGAUCAUGUAAGUCCACUUCUGGGAAAACUUCAUUGGCUCCCGAUUUCCUACCAUGUUACAUUCAAAAUUCUCUCAAACAUAUCACUUUUUCGGCUGUAAAAAUAUUCAUCGAUGAUUAUUUCAUAACUUUAUUAUUAUUAUUAUUAUUACAGUAUACUUACAGUAUUCAUUCUUUUACUUGCCAAAAAUCAGAGAAAAUCAGUGCACCUAUACACUGUACUUUGAAAAAUUCCAUAUUCUCUAGUUGUCAACGGAAUAAAAAAGUGUAAAAUUCACGAUAAAAAGACUGAGUACUACUACUACUGGUGAUCACGUCUUGUGUAUUCAGAACACGUUAUCGCUUGCUAUUGUCCUUGUCACGUCUCUUUAGCUUCUGAAAAACCGUGUUGGUAAUGACAGUUACGUGGAGAGAGGAAUGCAGACAUUCAACAACGGUCAGAAGAAUAAAGAAAUACAAUCCAUCAAAGUAGAGUUACAUGUAAGUAUAAAUAAAGAUCAGUUUGAUGGCAAAUUUUGUAAAACGUGGGUUUGUAUCUUAGGUAUUGGAUGUAAUGGAGAUGGUCCUUUCAAGCUCACCGUUUAUGAUAUGGAUGAGAAUAUGAAAUGAACUUUUAUUCAGCCCAGCUCUUUACUUUGCUGAAUCCAAAAACGGAUUUUGCGUCCCUUGACUCAUAUCUGAUCUUUAAGUUCCCAAAGAAAAGCACGCUCAGUUUCCAAAUGUCUUUGAAGUCAACGUGGUUGUGGAUAAUGGCGGAAUUUUUCGUCGAGUCGCUAAGGGGCAGACGAGGAAGUUAUCCCUAAAGCCAUUAUCCACCGAGGUUGAAAAGCGUAGGUUAUAAUAUUUAACAAUUAUUCCUAGAGCCCGAAUGGGCUCUGAGUCAAUAGCCCAAGAGGCCGAAGGCCGAAUGGACUAUUGACUCAGAGGCCAUGAGGACGAGAGGAAUAAUUGUUUUAGUAAAAUCCAACUAGUUGGUCAAAAAUAUCGACACAAAACAACUUUAGCUUGCAAAACUCCAUUCAGCCGCCAUUGUUUUGGUUUUCAAAGGUGGCGCUUUUCGCUACUAGACUAGUGGGCUAUAACCUAUAGCCUAGUAGUAACUCAACCAAUCAGAACGCAGCAUUGAUAAUAGACCACUAGUUGGAUUUUACUAAACACAGUAAGUUAUCUCAACUGUAUCAUUUAAAAAAGGAAAACGUUAAAUGUUGAUUUGACUGACUGCCCAAUAUACUUGAAAAAUUUGCACGUAGCGCUCAACAGUACAUGCGCGAGAAAAUUUUUUUUUUUACUUGCUGACAUGUACGAUUUUCUCAGCGUUUAAGCUAAUCACAUUUUUCUGUGCUCAAGAUCACGCAUUAUCCGUUCGGUAAAGAAUGGAUAAGCCUGGUUUUCGCCGGCGACACCAGCAUAAGGGCAAGCACCAGCGCAAUCAUACGUUAGAGUGUUUAUUUCAACACGGGCAUAAAAACGGCCUGAACGUGUGAGCGCAAGGAAAAACAUAAGGAUCAAAUGCUUUUUUUUUUCAAUUAAAUUAGUAUUGUGCCGAGAUCGUGAAAAUUUGUGGAAAAAUGCGAGUUGGCUAUGCUAACCAGGGCGGAUAAUGGUUGGGCGAUGAAACGAGCGCGUCCGCGCAAAAAGGUGUGUUGCAGUAGACUGGGACUUCGCUUGGAAAUGUCACCUGUUUUCGACUUUGGUCAGGCCUUGCGAUGUGGUUUGUCCAUUAGCAAAGUUGUCACUGAAUUAUGACGGCUUGAGUUGUUUUCUCGCACUUCUCCGUUAUUUGAGCUGGAUUUGCGACGUUUUGAGCGAGUCGUCAUAACGCGUAGCAACCGAGAGGCAAAGUUUGAAGUAUUACAAUGCCACCAUCUCCAUAUAUCUCCAGCUAAUUUUUUUGUUAUGUUAUGUAAAAUUUACCCUCCUUUGAUAACAUAUGUAAGAAUUAUAGUGGAGUAAUUCGGAGCUUUGCAAACGAAGCGGCGAAAGACGAUUAGGUGGUAUUUAGCAGCAAGAGGAAGCGUUUAACAGUUUCAAAUUGAACUCAAAUUUUGACAUUAUACGACUAACAAGCUUGAGUUAUACGCACACAGACGAAAACAUAAGAAACUGUUUAUCAAUAUUGUUGUGAAACGAAUUUGCUCAUUUCACACUGUAGGUUGAAAUUGCCCUUUACAAGCCCUGAUCUGAGGCGCGGCCUGUGAGUCAGCAAAUCCAGUUAACAGUAAGGGUGGGCCCUGCACUCAGGACCUCCAGUUAACAAGGUCAGCUCUUUGACCUCUAGGCACGCUGCCCUCACUGUUAAGUGUUUAGGCUCCCUGUGAUGUCAUUUUGUGGUUUGUUGCAGGAGGUUGGCUGUGUGGCGACCACUUGGGACAUGUAUGACACGUAUAAUUCUCAGGAGGACAGCCAUGAAGGUACAAUAAGACUAGUAGUACGGCACAAGUCGGUUUUCUAGUUUUUACUUUAGCUUUUUGUGAAGCUGACACCACUUAUGUUGUUGUUUUUUAAUUUUCAAAGGAGGCGAAAAAGAAGAUGGAGAUGAUCAUUUGGAGAGUCUCAGUCGGCCUGUGAGUGGAGAAAAAACAAGCAGCCAUGAUGAUAGCGAGAGUGUCGGUUCUGGAGCUGUCAGACCUUCUAGUGCAGCAUCUGGCCGCAGUUUUACGGGUAAACUUUAAUAAAUCCUUUAUCCCAAGUGAUAAACUUGUGUUAAAUGCGGUGCCCUUGCAUGAAAGAUUCACCAAUGUAAAGUGUAAAUAUGCUUUGUGAUCCCUUAGAAUAACUAUGAUUAUCAUGAAUCCAAAUACCCUCUAGACUCAUGUACUCAAGCCUAAUAAUGGUGUCAUGAGGUCGCUGGAAUGUCAGGACAUGAUAUCAUUAUUUUUUACUUGUUUAUGGAUCUCAAAAUAAUUACUAAUAAUAACACUGUAAUAAAACACUACUUCUACUAUUACUACUGCUACUACCACUACCACUACCACUACCACCACCACUACCACUACCACUACCACUACCACUACCACUACCACUACCACUACCACUACCACUACCACUACCACCACCACCACCACCUCCACCACUACCACUACCACUACCACUACUACCACUACUACCAAUAAUGGUAAUGAUAGUUGGUUCCUUUUUGUAAUCUGUUAGGAAGCCGAGCCAGUAUGUUCACAUUUAAAAGUAGUUCAGUUGAAGAAGAGACCCCUGAAAAACCAGAAGAUGGCAUCACUGAUAAGGAAAUGGAAGAUCUUGCUUCCAUCUUGGCUGAGAAAAUACUUCAGGUAAAACAACUACUACUCCAGUAUUUAUCAAUUCUCUCUGUUUUAUUUACAUUCAUGUUUGUGAAACGUUUAGUUUCUGCUCCAAAUGAGAUGAUAUUAAUUGACAAUUAUCCAUGAACCACAUUUAAGGUUUAGGUAUAUAGCAGUCCCCAAAGUUAAUAGUUUUGUUAAGGAAGAACGUUCGAAAAGCCUUUUCCAAAGGCAAAAUCUUCACGGCCGCGCCCGUUUCUCGUGUCUCUCUCGCGGCUUCGCCGCUCGACGCUCGCGCGCAUGCACCCCCUUCAUUAAAUCUGAAGAAAAAGCGGGACUGCUCGCAGUCUACGAUGAACAAGGUGCCUCGGACAUCGUGAUUUCAAAGAACCCUGAAUAUUUAAAAUUCUGAGAGUUAUCUGUAACGCAUAAUGUAAAUGUAAGUUCUAAGUUCGACAGGUUCAAAAUACGCAAAACAACUUUUACUUUUCAAAUCCGCGUCAAUUCAUUCUACGGAUCGAAGCUUGAUAUACUGAAUAACUUUUUGUUGUUUGCCGCUUUCCCCCUCCUUUUUCCCUUUGUUGUUCCGGAGUGUUUGUCUUCGAAAUUGAAGCUGUUGCUGUUGUUGUUAUUUUGCUAUUUUACUAAAGCAAAGUGCAGGAUAUUUACCUCAGUUUCAGAUUUAGCAUAAAGUAUGCUUGACAGUAAAUACAGUCAAACCCCGCUUUAAGGACACCCACUUAAUACGGACACCUCACGGACAGUUUGCUUUGUUCCUGGGGAAAGAAAGCUCUUACAUUUUCUAACUUCAACCCGCUUAGUACGGACACCCACUUAAUACGGACACCUCACGGACAGUUUGCUUUGUCCCUAGGAAAAGAAAGCCCUUACAUUUUCUCUAAAUUCUACCCGCUUAGUGCGGACACCCGGUUAAUACGGACACUUUCUAUGGCCCCCUUAGUGUUGGGAUUAUACCGGGUUUGACUGUAACUGCGUUCCAUAGCUUAAAGAUCUUUUUAAAAUAACUGUUUUCAAAGUUAUGUGGUGCUUAUCUUGACUAGUCAGAAAACAUGCAAAAGGAUCUUUUUACAAUGGAGAGAGCGAUCGCGUUGAAUAUCUAUCAAUCAAGACAGGCCAGAUACAGAGGACUGGAUAUAGUAACAGGUAAUCACAUGCUGAUUUGCUAGACUCAUCUUGUGCAUAAUUGUCCCAAGCUCUUGUGCGUUUUAUCUGGAUGCCUUUUCUAUUGACCUAGCAUGAUUACGCAGGGAUCUCACAAACUGUUUGGUGACAGCAAAACGUAUUUAGGGAUGGUUACCCGUCAAAUCUUCAAUUGUUCUGAUAAAUAUACAAAUCUAAAUCUCACCGUCGUAUAAAACUUGUGCUUACCCUUGGAACUUUUUGACAGCCCGUUUACAGCUUAUUAUUUGCAUCCUUUACAAACUUUUUUUUGCUUGUAACCGUGCCACCCUCCAAUUCCAAUGCCCAGUGCAUUUAGCGGCUCGGGAUCCCCCGCCACUGGGAUUUAUAAGUUAGGUUAACUAAGGUUUACCUGCUUUAAUGAUUUCUUUCUUUCCCCGUAUGGUAUAUUUUUUUCACUUUUUCACUGGAAGCCACAAUAAGUACUUUCCUCAUUGGGGCAGCGCAAUUUUUUUUCUCAUCUUUAUUAUUGUAUUCUGAGAUAAAGUUGAAGUUGACCAAGAGUGCUUGUUUUGAUCAGACAUCGAUGCAGAAAAAUCAGAAGGCGAGGAAGUAACAUCUGCCGCAGUAACUUUGGCACAACUGGGUCCCAAUCUACACAAGCUUUGGAGCUACUCCUGUAACCUUACAAAGGGACGCAAUGUCAGUUGUCUAGCUUGGAACAAACUUAAUCCUGUAAGUUAACAAACUAGUACAAAACAUCAUUAAUUGAUCUCCUCCAACAUGUGUGAACAUAUUGCUUUGUGGCCAGAUAACACGCGUACGCUAACAGAAAACCUUGCAUAUUUUGGGCACAGGUUGUAUUUCUUAGUACUUUUUCGACUCUGGGUCGCAGUUGAACGGAUAGUGUUCUGAAAGCGUUCGACAAAACAACUUGUACUCAAAAUUUCAGUAAUUUCUCAAUAGUCGUCGAUUCAUGGUACUUGACUCAAAAAGGCUGGCUGUCUGGUGUUGAUUUCUUUUCACCGUGUGUUUCUUAUAGAGAAUUAGUUUGAUGUAAGAGAGAUUUAUAGUCACGUUUACGACUAAGGGCAAACGUGAGUUUGUACCACAUGACCAAGUUUCCCUUUACUUUUUCUUUUACUGUUACUGCCGUUACUUCUACAAAAAAAAUCGUAGUUUCACGCCAGUUUUGUCCAUAAGAAUUGUUUUGGAAAGUUUUAAUCUGGUUAUUUGCAAUUUGGAGAAAUUUUUAACUUGAAUCUGACGUUUACUGUAAGCUUGACUCCAAAUCUCCCUAUCAUUGCUGCUUUGUGUAUAACAGGAUAUCCUUGCUGUGGGUUAUGGAGAGUUUGUGUUCUCUGAACAGAAGGGCGGCUUAGCCUGCUGUUGGUCCAUCAAAAAUCCGGAGGUAAUGUUUAUUUUCACUGUUUGUUAGCAGUAGGUCUUCUUGAAGGCGUAGUUCUAUUUUGUAUUGUGGUUCAGUUUUAUCCUUGGUUUAACUUUUCCUUUCCUUUGUUUUGGGGUAUGGUAAUGUAUGUUAAUGAGUUUGAAACAAAGGGAAAUAAAAUUUAAACAAAGGAUGAAAUUGAACCAUAACAUAAUUAUGCAUUAGAGACGUUUAAAUUCGAACACGAAGAUUUGACUGAAAGGUUUUUUUUUCGCGUAUCCUAAAAAUACACUCUGGAAAACGUCGUUUUUUGUUUUAAACUAGAAACGUUAACAAGGAAUUGAAGGAAGUUAAGCCCUGUCCCGAUCACAAUAAAAUUUCUUUCAUUUAAUAACUUGUUUCCGUCGCUAGGACAUUUUCGCUAAAACCCGUAGAAAAAAAAAAACGACGGCUGUCGCGUUUUUCCGCCACGCGCGCACUACAUAGUAUUGAGACAAUCUCGUUGUCGUAGUCGUCUUUGUCUCCUUCACGGGUUGUUCGCUUUUUUCUUUCUCUUAUUUUUGUUUUUACUUUCUUUCAGUAUCCUGAGCGAGUUUUUCACCUCAAUAGUGGAGUAACUGCUGUAGAUUUUUCAGCUGCCCAUGCAAAUCUUUUAGCCGUAAGUAAAAUCCGUUACACCUUCUUCAUGAGGCAUGCACUUAAAAUCAUCAAAAGCAUGCAGUGCAUAACUGGGGCCAGGACAACACCUUCUUCCAAUUUGCUUCAUAAAAAUAAGCUGGAUUUUUGAAAACGUUUCCGCCAAAUGAACCUCUUCCGUUAAGCCUUUUUUUCGGCCAAAAACUCCAAAGUAGUCAAUAUAGAAACUAAGAGUGCAACUAUGGGUUUUUAUCGCCUCCUCCUUUCUCUCUCCUUGCACUUGCUUUUUUUUCCUUUUCUUUUCCUUCGUUAGAGUGAGUUUCGGCCUUAUAGGACUCAAAAACCUGCUUUUUAGCCAAGUUCCACUCAAAUGGCUACAAUUUUCGUGAGGUUCGCGUUUUCAAAAAUCAGGCUAGAAAUUAAAGAACUUAUCUAGUGAAAAUAGUUUUUUCUCUUGAUCUUUUGAAUGGGAAAAUCAUAAAAAAAUCUUUAAGGGAACGGAAGUUAAUACUGAUUUUCGAUUUGUUUUACUCUGGAAAGUGCACAAGCCUUAAGGUGUAUCUGAACAAGUGUUUCCUUCAGCUAAUACAAACAUUGCGUUCUCAAACAUAAUAGCAUUUGAUAAAGAGGGUAACCAUAUUUUUCCCUAGUGACCUCAUGGAAGUCUGUAUAUGUUCGAACGAGUUUUUACUGAUUCGGCGGCUGUUGAGAUUUUGAUGGUUUUGGUUUGAAAUAGGUAAGUCAAGUAAACAACUUGAACGACAACAGGUAAAGAAACUCCUUGUCGCAGAUUAACGCGUUUCUCAGUCGUUUUUAGGGCUCUGCUGGAGUGAGUAGUUUAAGUAUAUCCCAUGCUCGUACCCAAAAGGAACUGUCUAAAUAGCUUUGCCAAACCAUACCAUUUGUUUUUGGCCAGGUUUUCUUGUACAUCGCUGAGUGAGGAGUUUUCUCCGUCUCUUUAGGUAGGCAUGUAUGACGGUACAAUUGCAAUCUACAAUGUGCGAAACAGGAAUGAUGGACCCGCCUUAGACAGUUUGUAAGUAUACCCUCAAAUCCCAUACUGCUUUGCCUUUUUACUGUUUACUUCACGACCACUAUCGUAGUCAUAACAGGAAAAACGUUAGUGAUCUUUGUGGACAGAGGGCCGUCAGUACAGGUGCUACGUUAGUGGAAAAGAAAAUAGGCAGAUGGAUAAAAUCAAUCACAUAAACACUGUAUAAAUGGUACAUGAUUUUUCCUGCUUUCCUAGUUGCAGUGGAAAUACUUCUUAGACUUGGUAAUACAGAGUUAAUGUCGUUUACAUAGACUUAAUGGCCUUUUCUAGGCGUUUAGAUAGUGGAGCGCCGGCGAAAAAAAAAGCGAGGGAAAAAAAAACGAGGGAAGAUUGGGGAGAGCGUUCAAGGAGCAAAAAGCUGUUCCGGUAUAGCAGAUGUGCCUCUGAUUGAUUGAUUAGAGCUUUAAAACCCUUUUUGGUGUAUCGGGAAGGAAGGGGGCGGAAGGUUACAACAUCAUUACAAAUAGUGUUUAAUUCAGAAAUAUUAUAAACUUGUAUUUUAUUUGUGGAAAUCAGUGUUUCUUAAUUCUUCAUAUUCUGAUUGACAACUGGAGGUCGUUCGCCAUUCCCCAGUCCCUUUUUUGGGUGUGUUUCUUGUUCGCUCGAUUUUUGGCCCACGCUUCACCAUCUGGACACCUGGAAAAGACUCAGUAAAGACUUAUCGAUGAGUAGGUUAACAGUAUCUUUAGUAACCAGUCAUUAAUAGUGUGUAACUGUUCGUUGUAGUGAAAGCCAAGGUAAACACUCAUCACCCGUCUGGCAGGUCCGCUGGGUGGACCGAGAACAGGGUGCUGGAGAAGAAAGAGAUGAAAUCCUGAUUUCCAUUUCAGCUGAUGGUCGAGUAACCAAAUGGUCCAUAAGAAAGGGAUUUGAGUGUACAGGUGAUCCUCUUCACUUCUAAAAUAGUGAUAACUUUUACCGUUCAUUGAAUAGUCUCCUUGAGGGAGCUGUGUCACGAAAUGUAGCAAAUUCAAACAGUGGGGACCGCCACCUAACUGAGUGAAACUUAAAUUUAACUGCUCAAAACAUGAAUAGAGGGUAUAAAUAACACAGCAAAUAUAAAAAGAGAAACAAGUGGACAAAUUGGGAGAAGAUUGAAACGGAUUGCAGUUGUGGUUCUUGAAAACUUGUUUGCCUAACAGAUUUUGAAAGUUCAUUUUUGUUUUUUGUAACGUUAUUAUAUAAUGCUUGGGAGACUUAUUUUCUUGACACGAAUCUGUGAUUUUGUCAUUCACAAGUAAUUUCUGAAUUAGGAUGUGCAACUACAGUUGAACUUCUCUACAAAGGCCGCCUUGGGAACAGAAGAAAGUGGCCAUUGUAAAGAGGUGGCCGUUGUAGAGAGGUUUUAAACAGAGUCAAUUUAUGGCUUUUUUGUCCGCCUGGACGAAAAAAUAUGGCCGUUGUAGAGAGGUGGCGGUUAGCGGAAGUUCGACUGUAGCAACAAAAUGUGCCAGCCAGCCGUAACACAGCCCCUUUUUAAGCUUUAAAAAUUUUGUUCUAUUCAUGACGUUUAGACCUGAUGAAGUUAAAACGGAUAAAUGUGGCCAAACAGUCGAAGGAGGGAGGAAAAAAAAGUGAUGCUCUUAUAUCCAGAUUUGCUGCCGGCUUCUGUUUUGAUGUUCAUCCUAACGAUUCUAACAUGUAAGUCAUUGCCUGCACGUGACAAGCUUCCAUGUAGUGUUUGCUAUGGGCUAAUCGUUGCUUUUUAGUCGACCUGUCUCUCUUAGGACUGGAAAAAUCUCAACUGAAAAGAGCGCGCCAAAACUUUCUGGUAUUCCUGAGUAUAAUCACUCUGAAAUUAACGUGUGGUCGAGCUCUCAUUGGUUAAUUAAAGGCCACGUGAAACUGUUUCCCGCCAGCAGUCUCCGAGCGGGAAAUAUCGCAAAAUCAAUGACGUCACCGCGCAAUGUUAACCGGUUGUUGAGAUUUACAUCCUUAAAUGAUGUGUAAAUGUAUUUUUCUUCGUGACCUAUAUAACAAAUCGCUUACUGAUUAGUCCCUCCCAAACUAAAUAUAUCAAGAUACACUUUCAAAGAAAAGAUAAUACACGAUUGAAUGUUCAAAAUGUUUAAUUAAAGUUAUAUAGAAUUGCUAGCAUAUUGACGUUGUCUCGUAUUCUGAUGAUUUCAGCUUGUCCAAUCUUUUUUUAUCGUUUCCUCCAGUGGUAUUACGCUAACCCCGUUAAACUGUAUUUUGCUACUGUAUUGAUUCGAACGUUGGUAUCUCAAUGAACCUCUUUUCUCUGCGUGUUUUAGGUACGUAGCUGGGACCGAGGAAGGUCAUAUUCACAAGUGUUCGUGCUCCUACAAUGAGCAGUAUCUUGAAAGCUAUCAUGGCCAUACUGUAAGAUAAAACAUGUUAAGCAAUUCUCGGAGACCCGCCGGCGGUUAACUGGGAUCGGAUGUUUAGGGGUGAAAUGAUUUAUUGCUCCAAGCUUUACAAAAACAUAUCAUGAGAGAACUCCCAAGCCCAUUCUUUGUUUCUGAACUGAAAGGCUGAAAAUAUUUUUCUGGCCAAUCAUUACCAAGGAAUUCAAACGCUUCGAGAAAUGGUUUGGUAAAUUGCUAACUGGCUUUCACAUUCUCUCUGUUAAUUUUCCCUGCACUAAUUUUCCCAUAAGUACGGUUCGGUGCCGAUUGGCCGCCCGUGGGACUUCGCGGACGAUUUUAGUCGUGUUUGUUGUUUGUUCUAGCUAAUGUUGUUUUUUGUUGGCAGGGUCCCGUAUAUCGUCUGCAGUGGUCUCCGUUCCUGUCGGACGCUUUUCUUAGCUGCAGUGCUGAUUGGAGCAUUCGGCUAUGGCAUCAGGAUAAAUCUCAACCAGUUUUAACCUUUCUGUCAUCCACGGUACGUAGUAACUACUGUCGUUUUGUUGGCUUGCCUCACUUGGUAACUUGCUAAACCUUGUUUAUUACAUUUGAUUUUCAGAAAUCAGUGAAUGACGUCUGUUGGUCACCCUCUUCAGCAACACUUUUUGCUUGUGUCAACGACAAGGCUGUAGAAGUCUGGGAUCUGAGCCUUAACACGUAAGACCCCCGCUUUCGCCAUCCUUUUCGUUUUAUUCUGGCGUGCCGUUGAAUGUUUUGAUCUCACUGUGUUGUUUACGAUUUAUCAGAUUGGAUCCUAUAAUAUCUCAUGUGCCAGUACAGGAACUCAAGUUGUCUUGUGUUCGAUUUACUACCACCUCAGAGGUAAUGCUUCCUUUACGACUCUUUUUUUUAUGACUAUUUGAUCGCAUCUCUUAACAUCAUGCCUGAUAAUUUUUCUAUCUAUGAGCUGUAGCGCUGCUUUAGCGCCUUACGCAGGAUCUCUUCUUUCAUUUCUUUCCAUAUGUUCCUUUCGCGAGAAAAGUCGAAAGGAAAGUACCUUAACUUUACUCAACCCUUAAAGGCACCCGAAACGUUUAACUGAAACAUCUAGGUGUACAAAAGCGAUGCGAAACGAAUUUUGGCGUGCCAAUUAUCAACUUUUUACAAGUUUAUAAAAUGGCUUAGUAACACCCUCCUCGAUCUACUUAAUUCUUCAUAUCCUACGAAAGCCGGAUUCAUUAAUUGCUAAUUAUGUGAAGUUAUUUGAACUGGGUCAGCUAGUGUGCCGUUUGUUUUGGUUUAACAGAUUCAGACCAUUUUAGUGGGUGACUCGGAAGGCCAGGUGACUGUCUAUCAACUAAGAGGUCUUGCUUCUCCAACAGACAACCAGGUAAAAUCCAAACAUUGAAACUUUGUUGAAGCAUAAUAUGUUUUUCAUUUUUUAAUUGAGUUGCUCAACAAAUCGUCUUACUUUUCUUUCGUUUCCGCCACAAGCGUCUUCCUCGCCCCAGUAAGAAUUUAAGUUGUUAUAGAUUUUUACCGGCAAAGAGUUGUUAUAAAGCGCGGCACACAUUUCACAUGUCCAGGAUCCCGGUAGCACGGGCUUGAACUGUUUUCUCCAUAAAAAAUAUUUGUUAUAAGCACUAUCGUUUUUGUCCAAGAAUAGCAUGUAAUUAGCAAGUGACUCUAUCGACGAGAAAUCCAUGGCGUUAAUGAAAGAACCGGGGAUAGCGACUUGCUGGUCGUAUGAAGGACUCCCUAGCACUACUGGAAUAAUACCGUGAUCUAGUGGCGUGUACCAGUAUUUUUCAGUUAUGUAAUCAAGGCAGUAUGAGUUUUCGAACGCUAGAAAGAAUUUGUAACGCCGCAAUAUUUCGCGGCAUCCUCGAGUCGCUUUUGGACAGUUGUUGGUUUGAUUAAAACGCUUUGAACACAUUCCAAACACAUCUACCUUGAUGUACUUCAUCAGUUUUCUAACCAAGUCUUCUCUAAUCCCUUUACAAUGACUUACAAUCCAAACAGCCAGUCUGCUUUUGUCUUUGGCGUAAUUCGUAGUCUCUGACUGUUUUUCGACAAUCUCGUCGGGUCCCAGUUGUGUGUAGGUACGGUACGGAACAAAAAAGUCCGAAUCCCUCCGAUACGACAUCGUCCAGUUGAAGAAGCCGUUGUAUAACGAAGGAUCAUAGUAAGUAAAUUUUGGACUUUCGUGCAUGAAGUAAACCCAUCUCUGAUUGAAAGGUUUGACGCUCAGAAUCUGCUUCAUGUGUGCUGUGCUUGGUAAAUCUCGGCCGUGAAAUAUAACUGCAUCACUGUGUAUCAGAUGGCUCUUGUUAUAGGUUAUUUUACAUGCUUGCACACGACAAGGAACUCUAUUCCAGUGUGUGAAGUUGUAAUUGUUGGUUAAACCUGGCCAUGGUAAGCGACCAAAUAAUGGCGUGUAGAAUAAAAUCAGCUUCAAGUCCCGUCCGUGAUUCUUUUCUCCACUUAACAUAAAUUCGUCCAUGGUCAUUCCAUGUACUUCAGCAGUUUUACCCCUUACCACUGUGGAUUGACGCAGUAGCCGAUACUGCAGAAAAGUGAGGGCGCUACCUAUAAAAACUAUCAAGACAACAGAUUUCGUUUUGUAAUCUAGAGCCAUAAUCAUUUUUGAAAUGUUUCUUUCCUCCCUGUCUUGAUUUUAAUCAUGCGGGAUUUUUUAAACGCAAGUUUUGUUACCUGGAAACAGCUCUUUGUUAAACUGUAUCGCCGGCAAUCAUGAUCGUAUAUUAGCAACAAUCCUAUUGUCAGAGUCACUUUUCACCAAACAUUGUUUGUCUUCCCUUUUGUUUUCUUCUGUUACCGCAUGUUUGGUUUUUUCUCAGAAGUUCUGAAUAUCUUCUUCCCUCUUAUUUGUCGGACGUAUUCGUAUUUGGUAAUGUUACAGGCAAUUUCUGUAUAAAGUACCCACCAUUCAGUGUCAACUGUCUGCAAAUUAAGUUAUGUUGUGUUAACUUAUUGUAUUAACUAUCCAGCGAGCAGAUCGCGUACGCUUCCUCCAUAGGAGUAACCCGUGGAUAGAGUUCGUCAGUUUUUCUGAUACAAAAUUUGAAACCGGUUACAGUAAACACUCGCAUAAUAAGAACACACGAUUUCGGAGGUCAGGCUGAUUGAGUUCUUAUUUAUCGGUGCUGAAUGACAAAUCAGCCUCAAAAUGUUCUUACAUUUUUAUUUAGUAGUACUAUCCAAAACAUGUUGCUAAAGGUAUAUUCAGCAUAUUUUAGGAAAAUUAAAUAAAUAAUUAUUCUGCAAUUUGAUUAUAUUAACAAAUGAAGUUAUCUGACAGGAAACAUAAACUUACAUGUUUUGUAAUUAUGACACUUUUUCCAUUUUAUGAGAACAUGUUACAAUUUUCAGGCUGAUCUUGUUCUUAUAAAAAUGGGGCUUUAUUGGCGAAAUUUCAGCCUGGUGUUGUUAAUCCAUUUGUUCUUAUAUGCGGGUGUUUACUGUAUCGCAUCUUCGUGAAAUAAGCCGGAAAUUGACGCACUCAGUUUAAUUUGUGUGAAAUGUUUUCAUUGUAUUUGAGAGGGAGCAAAAAGAGGGAGCAAACGGGAGCAAACUCGAUGCGAUGAAUUUAUUUCAGCUCUGAAAAAGGACUGUUCACAGCCCCCUAUUUUCCCUUAAGAUCGUCUGGUAGCCGUUACGGACGGCCAUCUUGGUUUCAAAGGUACUGACAGGGUGGGCGUCGGUAUUUAUAGCGGUGAGCCAGAGAAACCAGGAUGGCGGCCCCGUGAGGGUGAGUGUUCGAUCUUACGGGAAAAUAGCACACUUGUGAACAGACUAUUUCAGCUCUUAACAAAGACAGUAUUAUUUCAUGAUCACCUUUGAUCACAACGUGGCUGUUGUUCACCCUCUAGUUGUUUUUUCAUGAUAAUUUAUUUUUGUUUUCGCAAGAACUGUUCCAACAAAAGCAAUUUUUGUCUUUUUUUGCAGGCGCAGGUUUUGACCAAGUUAAUAAGGUCUGUUGAUAACUUGGCAGGAUCACCGGGUAAAAAGAAAGCUGAUCAGGAAUAAGAAGGAUAGAGCGGUCACCUACUCACAUGAACGACAUCCACGCAGAUAAAAUGGCCAUUUAAAACAAGAAGUCCAAGUAUUGUAUACAAGAUGGCUUAUUUUAUUAUUUGAAGAGUUAUUAUGAGACGAAGUCAAAGUUACUUCUUUUUCCUACUGAAUGUUAAAAUGAAAUGUAGGGAAACAAGCUUGUAUAAAAGUCGUUUGGUUUAUAUUUAUUGUGUACAAAAAAGCAAAUAAAAUUAUAGAUUCGAUAAAACAGUG